AUGCCGACUCAAAGGAUACCAGAGGAGGAGCUUCGAGCUCCAGUGGCGGCGUUCGUCACGGCUUCGGGCGACUGGUGGUGGGCCAAGUUCGAGGGAUUGCUGCCGGCUAACACCCUUUUGCUCAUCGCGGCAGUGUUGCCUCCGCCGCCAUCAUCUAGACCUGAUAGGCUGAUUUGGGGUUAUACAUCUAAUGGAGUUUUCUCCACGCGGUCGGCAUAUGACGCUUUGACGCGAAGGGACACGGAUCAACGUCGGCUGUUAUGGCGGGCAAUAUGGCGGGCGCCGGUGGCUCAACGCGUAAGGCACUUUCUUUGGCUGGCUUCAAGGGAGCGCUUACUUACAAACAUGGAGCGGGUUCGUCGGCAUUUGUCUGAGGUUGCAGCUUGUGGGUUUUGUGGUCAGCCUGAGUCAAUGACUCACGUCUUGCGGGAUUGUGUUUCGGCGCGCAAAUUGUGGCUGGAGUUGGUCCCCAUCUCGUGCAGACCGGACUUCUUCUCUAAGGAUAUGUGCCAGUGGCUGUGGUCGAACGUGGUGGAGCACGCUACUGUCGGGGUCGCAAAUUGGGAUAUCACCUUUUCCAUCGCAUGCUGGCGGAUUUGGGCUUGGCGUAAUAUGGCCAUCUUCUCGAACAAAGCCUUCCCUUUGGAGGUGCAAAUUAGAGACGUCAAAAGCAAAGUGGACGCGCAGCGGAGGAUCCUGGAAUCUGCUACCAAUUUGGGGGCCCGUGACAUCUGGCUAGCCAUGGACAUAGCAGCCCAGUUGGUCCCCAGCGAUAUGAAAAACCUGCUCCUUAUUUCAACCUUCAUCCUCUUCCUAAUCAAAGUAGUACUACCGCUUAGCAAAUCCACAAAAAACCCCGGGUCCAACGAAAAACUGCCUCCCGGCCCGCCGGGGCUGCCCUUGAUCGGCCACCUCCACCACCUCGUUGGGCGGGGGCUGCCCCACCGCGCCCUCCGCCACCUGUCCCUAGAGUACGGGCCGGUCAUGUACGUGCGCAUGGGGGAGAUGCCGAUGGCGGCGAUCUCGUCCCGGGACGCCACAAGGGAGGCCCUCCGGGACCGCGACCUGGCCCUCGGCGACCGGCCCUCUACCAUGGGCAGCGAUAUCUUCUUCGCCAACGACAUCUUCUUCUGCCCGUACGGGGACUACUGGCGGCAGAUGCGCAAGAUCUGCACUGCCGAGCUCCUGAGCGCAAAGAACGUCAAGUCAUUCGAGCAUGUCCGGCUGGACGAGGGAUACCGAUUGGUCAGUUCUCUCAUGAGGAAAGAACAAGAAGAAGAAGAAGCCGUUGAUCUGACCCACAAGAUCUUCGAGUUCACGAGCACGUUUACGUACAGGGUGGUGUUUGGGGGAGUUGGUGUGAGGGACUGGGCAGCACUUGUGGCUAUGAUCAGGAAGGCGGUCACCAUGGCAGCCGGGUUCGAGCUGGCGGAUUUGUUCCCCUCGAUCAAGUUGCUACAUGCCCUGAGCUGGAACAGUUUUAUGUUGGUGAGGAUGAGGCGUAAAGUUGACGAGAUGCUUGACGAGAUGUUGAAGGAGCAUAGGAGGAAGGGGAGGAGUGGGGAAUUUGGUGGAGAGGACAUUGUGGAUGUUUUGCUUCGAAUGCAAAAGGAUGGGGGCCUCAACUUUCCCAUUAUGGACGACAAUAUCAAGGGUGUUAUCUUUGAUAUGUUUGCUGCUGGAACUGAAACAUCGUCCAUUGUUGCCGAUUGGGCAAUGGUGGAGCUUAUGAGAAACCCGGACGUGAUGGCGAAAGCACAAGCAGAAAUACGGAGCGCCUUCAAUGGAAAGAAGAUGAUUGAGGAGAGCGAUCUGCAGGCACUAAAGUACUUAAAACUGGUGAUCAAGGAAACAUUCAGACUGCACCCUCAGGCACCAUUCGUCGUGAGAGCAUCCAGAGAGGAAUGCGAGAUCGGUGGCUACUCAAUUCCUGCAAAAACCAAAAUCUUGGUCAACACAUGGUCCAUAGGAAGGGAUCCCAAGUGUUGGGCCGAGCCCGAAAUCUUCCGACCCGAAAGGUUUGCUAACAGCUCAAUAGAUUUCUUGGGUAACGACUAUGAGUAUAUCCCGUUUGGGUCGGGUAGAAGGAUUUGCCCCGGUAUAAACUUCGGAUUGGCGAACGUUGAGCUCCCAUUGGCGCUCCUUUUGUAUCACUUCGAUUGGAGGUUGCCUAAAGGAACGGGUCCUCAAGAUAUGGAGAUGAUGGAAACCCAAGGAGUCAUUGCCCCACGAAAACAACAUCUUUUCGUCGUUCCUGUGCCUGCCAUUGUCUCGGCCUUCGACUGA
Molecule: messenger RNA, 2286 nt
Organism: Striga hermonthica
Lineage: Eukaryota; Viridiplantae; Streptophyta; Magnoliopsida; Lamiales; Orobanchaceae
Source: the annotation of a GenBank genome assembly